Molecule: messenger RNA, 468 nt
Organism: Morus notabilis
Lineage: Eukaryota; Viridiplantae; Streptophyta; Magnoliopsida; Rosales; Moraceae
Product: SKP1-like protein 14
Exons: 3
Coding region: 1-468 (155 amino acids)
Biological process (GO): SCF-dependent proteasomal ubiquitin-dependent protein catabolic process
Cellular component (GO): nucleus; cytoplasm
Molecular function (GO): cullin family protein binding
Source: RefSeq, a predicted model, not a curated record
AUGAGUGGAUCAUUAGAAAGCAGCCAAACGGGUUAUGCGUUAUUUAAAGAGAACAAAGGAUUACAUGCUCACCUAUCAGAGAUCAGACAGUUUAGAGAUCAUCAGAUUGAUCUCAUAAAGAAUAAAGCAGGACCAGUUAGAAAUAGGCAUGUUGGAGAUCACAUGGCAUCUUCAACAAAAAGCACGCCAACGUUGAUAACAACUCAGCAACCUCCAACUGAGGAGGAGCUCCAAAAGUGGGAUGAUGUUUUCGUGAAGAAUUUAGGCCAAGACAUUCUUGUCCCUAUGCUGAAGGCCGCUAAUUACCUUGAUUGUGCCAGACUGACGGAUUUGUUGAUUAAAAAAGUGGCGGCUGCUAUGAAGGACAAGACGGUUGAGCAACUUUAUCAGUUUUGGGGCGUGGAAAGUGAUUUUACUCCCGAGGAAGAGGAGGAGAAUCACAGAAGAUAUGGUUGGAUUUACGAUUAA